GCCUCGUCAUCCGCAGCCCCCACUCCUCAGUGGCCACCGCCGCCGCCUCCUUUUUCCAACUCCUCCUUCCUCCACCACCACCGUACCCGGCGGCCCCCGGAGCCCGCGCAGAUGGCGACCGCGGCCACGGCGUCCGCGACCGCGGCGACCCGCUUUACGCUCCUAGCGGGCGCCGGCCUCCGCAGCCGCGCCGCCCGCCUCCCCACUGCCGUGCGGUUCCAGCGCCAGCGGGGGCUCACCACCACCGCGCUCCUCAAGACCGCCGACCUCCGCCCCAAGGAGCAGGGCCAGCCCGAGACGCUCGACUACCGCGUGUUCCUCGUCGACGGCGGGGGCCGGAAGGUGUCGCCGUGGCACGACGUGCCGCUGCGCGCCGGGGACGGGGUGUUCCACUUCAUCGUCGAGAUCCCCAAGGAGAGCAGCGCCAAGAUGGAGGUCGCCACCGACGAGGCCUUCACGCCCAUCAAGCAGGACACCAAGAAGGGCAACCUCCGAUACUACCCGUACAAUAUUAAUUGGAACUAUGGAUUGUUGCCUCAAACAUGGGAGGACCCGACUUCUGCAAAUUCUGAUGUGGAAGGAGCAUUCGGAGAUAAUGAUCCUGUUGAUGUUGUUGAGAUAGGUGAAAGACGUGCCAAUAUUGGGGAUGUUCUUAAGGUUAAACCAUUGGCAGCUCUAGCAAUGAUAGAUGAGGGGGAGCUUGACUGGAAAAUUGUGGCCAUUUCUUUGGACGACCCCAAAGCAUCUCUUGUGAAUGAUGUGGAUGAUGUUGAGAAGCAUUUUCCGGGGACACUGACUGCCAUCAGAGACUGGUUCAGAGACUACAAGAUACCAGAUGGAAAGCCUGCCAAUAGAUUUGGUCUCGGCAACAAGCCCGCAAGCAAGGAAUAUGCUCUGAAGGUCAUUCAGGAAACCAACGAAUCAUGGGAGAAAUUGGUGAAGAGGAAUAUCCCUGCUGGAGAGCUCUCACUAGCCUAAUCUUCUUUGGUCCAUGGGAAGCCACAACAUUCUUUGAACUGCAUUCUUCUUAAGCAUGUCGUUUUGUAUGCUGUAAGCAUGCUUCUUCAUUUGCAGACCUUUUUGCGAACCGUUUAACAGGAAUAAUCUUGUCGAGUGAAUAAUGAUUCUGGAGCGAGUUCUCCAUAAUGCAACGCUGGAGAGGAAUUAUUCUUGAGCGACUGAAUA
Molecule: messenger RNA, 1185 nt
Organism: Setaria italica (foxtail millet)
Lineage: Eukaryota; Viridiplantae; Streptophyta; Magnoliopsida; Poales; Poaceae
Product: soluble inorganic pyrophosphatase 6, chloroplastic
Exons: 5
Coding region: 112-978 (288 amino acids)
Biological process (GO): phosphate-containing compound metabolic process
Cellular component (GO): cytoplasm
Molecular function (GO): magnesium ion binding; inorganic diphosphate phosphatase activity
Source: RefSeq, a predicted model, not a curated record